Pungitius pungitius (ninespine stickleback) is the source of this 1858-nucleotide messenger RNA. RefSeq names its product transmembrane protein 60-like. The record is from RefSeq and is a predicted model, not a curated record. The transcript is spliced from 3 exons. Lineage: Eukaryota; Metazoa; Chordata; Actinopteri; Perciformes; Gasterosteidae. The coding region runs from base 476 to 877 and encodes 133 amino acids.
CCGACCGUAAUUCACCGUGUAAGUGCGCUAUAUAAUUAGAGUGGUUAAAUGCCAGAGUGUGAAAAAAUGAAGAGAAAAAAAUGCGCUCAUGUGUCACACACACACAAAAAAUACAUAUCAGAGCCUAAUUUGGUAUUCUUAUGUGGAGCCACAAAACCCGCGGGAUGGGUAGAUAGAACUUUACCUACCUCUGGUGGACUUUAAAACGCACUACAGGACAACACCUUCGCGCGUUUAUAAACGUGUUACGGUAAGGCCCGUGAAACAGACGUGACGUCACCAAACCACGGGCCUAUUGGCCGCCAAGAUGAGUGGCCGCAGAUAACGGACCCCAGAAAUCUGUUGCCUCCGUCUAACUGACGCGUCGAUGGAUGACCAUGUGAAUGAUCAAAAUCGCCGGGUUUCGGUGUGACUUCAGCCACACCGGGAGACGAAACUGCCGGCCACUGAUGUAGAAAGACGCUGAAUCACGGCGAUGUCUCUGGCUCAGAGGGUUUUGCUGACCUGGGUCUUUACCCUGGUCUUCCUCAUCAUGUUAGUUCUGAAGUUGGACGAAAAGGUGCAGUGGAGCUGGUUUCUCAUCUUCCUCCCGGUCUGGGUAUUUGAUGGCAUCCUCAUCCUCAUGCUUGCCAUCAAGAUGGCGGGCCGCUGCAAGCCCGGCUACGACCCGCGCAACGGCUCCCCGGACCUGCGUCUGCGCGCCUGGUACCUGACGGCCAUGCUGCUCAAGCUGGGCUUCUUCCUGACGCUGUGCGCCAAGCUGGACAAGCUAGCGGACGUAAAGCUGACUUUUGUGUGCAUACCACUGUGGACCAUGCUACUGGGAGCGCUGGUGGAGCUGGGGAUGAAUAUCUUCCCUGAAAGGAGGGAGGCCUGAGGAGGACGAAUCAUCGAAGCAGGCGCGCCCGAUUUAUGUUUUCAGAAAGGACUGAGGCUCGGGAAGAGGGAAUCAAAUUGUUGCAGCCAUCAGUGUUCGUCUUUAGAACGAGAGACUUUGUGUAGGAAAAGAAAUAGAAAUAGAAGUGUGGUCGGACCUCGGUGGAGCCUGCUGUGAGGAGUUCAGCAUCGGAGAGAGUCUGCUGUCCAUUCGUUUUAAUGUGUUUAAAAUAGCAACAAAAAUAAAGGUAUACAAUGGCAGUAUUGUCUUUGUUAAAAGAAAAACAAUUGCCAAAGGGGGAUCAACUGUAUGACUACUGUCAAUCCAACACUGGACAAAAUAAUAAGAUCCUCUACUGUUGGCUUUUCUUUUUAGAUGUUUCAUAUUGUUUUCUAGUGUUUAUUUUCACUGCAUGUAAGCCAGCAAGCAUGCUUUGUUCCUCAACUGUGGACAUGAGCCUGGCAAGUACUAUUUCACAAGUUAUAAAUUAACUUGAUUGCGACCGCAGAAAGAAAUUGCUUCAUUUAAAAUUGUUUACGACAUAAAAGCAUCUUGGGACAACUGGAUUUUCCCACAGGCUGCCCUCCCUGCUCUGUACAAGGUGUCUUUUGUACUAUGAAUAUAAUCAUGUGCUACAUGAAAACUAACUUCGCUGUUGAUACAAGGUUACCAGGAAAGAUGUCUUGAAAAAGACCAUGUUCCUUUUGUAUAUUAAGUUUAAUUAUGGGUUUAAACGUGCAUCGGAAUCCUUUUACUUGCUGUUUCUAAUGUCAUCACUUUCAUAUUUAUGGUACGGCUGUCACCGCAAUGGUAAAAUUUGUUUUGUGCUAUUUGAUUAUAUGCUAGUAUUUAAAAUGCAUUCUUGGCAUUGUUUUUGCACUGUGUUGAAAGAAAAAGAUGAUUUGAGAUGAAAAGUGUUUGAUAAUUAAUGUACGUCUUGUAAAAAAUAAAUGGAUUCAGUAUGUUGAACAGUGGGAAGUU